UGCAAAAAAAAAAAAAAAAAAAAAAAAAAAAAGAGGAAGAAGAAGGAAACUGUGCUCGAUUAACCAUACCAAUAUCCUACAACGACGUCGAACGAAGCGAAACGACUUCUCCCAAUGCGACACACGAUCCUCCAUUACCCAUUCCACACAGUCAUGUAGUACAGUACAACAUCAACAUCAACGUCGAGUCAGUACGAGUCCUCCUAAAAGCCAUCCACGAACGAGAACGAUCGCAAAAGCCAUCGUAUAUACGUGCCUGAAGAAUAUCACCGAGAUCUUUCUAGAUCCUGGUUCCUGUGGACAGAGACGAAGAAGGAGAACGAAAGGAAGAGAGAGAGAGAGAGGGAGAGGAAAUAGACGAGGCACAAUAUCGGGAACUGGGUAUCCCCACCGAAUGGGGAGCGGAUACUAACCGAAGUAUCAGCACGCACGAUCGCAUACAUAUAAGUAAUUCUGAUCGAGUUGGUUUCAAGGUAGCCGGCUGGAAAGGUAACAAACCAAUAAUCCUUCACCCCCUGGUGGCUAGAGGUUGGACAACGACGAGAGAAAGAGAGAGAAAGAGAGAGAUAGGGAGGAGGGAGCAGCCCUGAUCUCGAUCGACGCGGUACGAAGGGAGGAAAAAGGAAGGGGUCAACGGGUGGCAUCGCGCAGCUGCAGUCGCGGUGGUCGACCGGCUAGCGGAAGGAAGGCGUCAGUGAACGGGGGAUCACGGAACCGAGAACCGCGGUGUGAUACUCUCCCGAGAGUGGCAGUUAGACAGUCACCGUUGGCCCGUUGGUCGUCGUCGCCGAAAAAACUAAAGACAAAGAGAAGGGAAGAGAGGAAAGGGGAAACGAGAAGGGGGACGACGCGUGUCGGAGUAUCGUGCGUGUGCCGGAGCCGAGGAGGCGAGCUGCUGAGGUGGUGUCGUCGGUGUGGCCACGGUGUUUUACAGACGGUUCGACGCGAUAUAACGCGCUUAUCAGAGGCGUCGAGGGCGAGAGGGCGUGCAGGAGGGCGGGUGGGGGGAGGGCAGGCGACGGGGAAGGAUGUCGAUGCGCCGCCGGUGGUCGGUUUCGGGGGUUGACUCGCGCCGCGGGGGCGAUGAGCGCACUUCCCUCCGCCCUGAAACUGACCUGCUGCCGUUCCUGGCUCCUGCUACUCAUCUGCUUCGUUUUCCUGGUGUCCGGCUGCAGCUGUGGCGCGCGCCCGGAUCGCCUGAACCGCCAACUACUGGCAGGUGAUGACGUGCGCGGAUCCAGCUACGACGACGACGUUGACGACGCCGACGACUAUGACGACGACCAGGACUAUCUCGAGCAGAACAUCACUGCGGCGAAGGGGCAGUACCUGGGCUCGCCGUGCGACGUCUCGUGCAAUCCGGAACUGCUGCACGUGUUCUGCGACACGGUCACCGGUUUCUGCGAGUGCGAGAAAUUCUAUCCGGUUCGUCUUGGGCCUACCAAAGGAUGUGCCAAACCUAAGAGACUCGGGGAGCAAUGUUACUAUCGCGCGACUUGUACUUUUGCGGAUCAGCAUUCGACCUGCACCCAAGUGCAACACAACGCCGUGUGCGACUGUGAGGAAGGCUACCAUAAGGUCGCCUUAUCCAGGCCUAACAAGAAGGUGUUCUGCGCCGAAGAUCUGGUGCUGAUAACGACGGAUAUUCCGACUCUCCUCUGCAUAGCAUCGGGAAUAGCGGUAUUCACAGCAAUGAUAUGCUUCGUGCUCAAGUUAUUCAGUCGUGCGAGAUACUCAAGGCCACGGCACUAUGCCAACGCAAAUCACGCACCGCCCAUGCUGUUCUCCAGCGACACGGGUAUCCCACUGACGCUUCACGGUGGCCGGCCGUCCUCGCGUUCCAGUCAGAGAAGCAGCACAGCGGGACCUUUGACCUACGCGUUCUCCAGGAGGCCUAGCAGCGGCGGUAGCCGCGGUCCAUUGGUACCAGCGUCGAGAGCAGGUGCGGCACGUGCCGCCGCCAUCUUGCUUAUAUCGUGUCACCUGCAGGCGACCAAAGGCGGGAACAAGCAUCGACGUACCCUUAGCGACGUUGCUGAGGGAUCGUCCGACGGCCUCGGUUCUCGCCGCCCUAGCUUAACGUCGGUUCACAGUUCGACGUCCUCGGCCCGCAGUUACAGCGCGCGACGACUCGAGAAAGAGAGAAGCGAGAAGGAGCAACGGCAGGCGUUGCAGGAGCUGAGAUUGGCCAAACAACGGGAGCAACAGCAGCAACAACAGCAGCAGAUCGCCCCUACGCCCAGUCCGAGAACUCCACACUCUAUGGACGAGCUGUUGCCAUCCGUGGAGGAAGGGAAGGAAGUGUUUUACAACGAGCAGGUGCCGACGACAUCGGACAUGACCGAAGAAACGCCAGUAAUGACGACGGCCAUCACGACAACCAACGUGAACGCAACCAGAUUCGGCGAAAUGGCUCCCGUCACGACCUCGACAACGUCCAUCUUCGAAACGAACAUCGCGCCCCGUGCCACCGGUGACAUUUUUCAAGUGUAGCUAAGGACUAAAAAAAACAGUAUCGACGAACUUGUAACCCACACGUGACUCGAAUCGAACACGUAAUAUAAGCCAGUGAAGAGACGAGUAAAUUCUGUACACGAACACGUAGCAGCACAGUUCCGAAUCGUAUAAAACAAAAAUAAUAAUAAUAAUAAUAAUAAUAAUAAUAAUAAAAAGAGUAAGAUAAUGUCCCACGUUUAAGAAAAAAAUCUAAAAAAAAAAAGAAAUAAUAAUAAUAAUAACGAUAAAAUUGCUAAAAAAGAAAACGUAACGCGCCUAAAAUACCAGCGGCUGAGACAAAGCGGAAGUCCACGUGUAAAAUGCUCUGUCACGAACAUGGUGCUUGAAAGCGAAAAGAAGAAACUGUAUAGACACAAACGAUACAAAAGAUAAAAUGGGUUGCAUGAUAUGUUGUUAAAGUUGAAGUUUUGCUUGAGCCACGCGCGAGGGCCUAGAAUUUAUUCUAAAACGAUAUGUUUUUAUUAAACCUAGGUGCGAAAUCGUGUGUACCUAGAUGUUGAGCCAGCUUUGAGUAUAAGAAAAAAAGAAACGAAAAAGAGAAAAAAAAAAUGAUAAAAAACGCGAGAUCGAGCGAAACCGUUCGGCGCAUAAAAUAUGUAAGAUUCAGGAGUAUAUACGUAUACCUGAAAGCGGCAGGCGUAGAUGCGGGUAUAUGAAGUUGUACCUGAACAUAGGAGCGGUACCUGCUGUGAUUUCGCGGGGAAUUCUGAUCCAGCAGCGAAAGAUUCGUUGUCCGUAAUGGUUACAAAAUUCAGAUGACAUCUCCCGUGCAUCUUGGAUGCGUGAUAAAUUCGAAAAAUAAUAUGGUUUUCUAAGUAACGAGAAAUUUGUUUGGCGAGUGCAACUUUCUGACAUUACUUUUUUAAUUGCGAGAUCUUUGCAAGAAUUCUCAUCAAGUAUCUGUUUGGGCCUUCUCGGUAAGAAACGGAAUGAUGAAAAGAAAAAACGAAAAAAAAGAAACGAAAUGCAACGUUUCACAUCAACCGUAGUUCGUUUCGAAUUUUUGUCACUUUACGGACAAAAGAAAGAGCGGAGUUGACGUGUCAGAUGAUUUUUUACGGCUUAAAUUUUUUAAGCAUUUACGAAUCAUUGGUUCGACGAUAGAAUUUUUUACAAAGAUUCGAACGGAUGUUCGUAACGGAUGCGAGUAAAAGCGGUUGAUCGAACACAGGAAACAAAAAAGAAAAAGAGUCGAGCUUAGAGUCAACUGUUCGAUGCCUCGAAUCGACGCUUCGGUACCUCACGAUACUCCAUUACGAUUUAGGUACUUUACAUAUCAGCAAAUUGUUUUUUUCAAGUCACGAACAAAGAUUUUACCGAUUUAGUAAGCGCAAUGUUAAACUCACGCGGUUCUUAUUCGUUUCGUUAUAUAUUUUAUCGACAACUUCUUACUAUCGAUUUAAUUACAUAUCAACGACGAAACAAAAUAAUUCAAAUUUUAAAACGGAUCGUUCGAGAAUAUUAGAAGUUAUUAAAAGAUGAAAGGAUAAUUAACCUAUUCCCAUAAUUAUUCGCGUGUACAACCACCGCUCAUAGUACCCGGACUCUUUAACUAUUUUAUAACAGUAGCACGUGAAUUUUAGCAAAACACACAAAUUAAUGAAAAACCAAUGACUAAAAAUAAUACAUAUCGUUUUCUUAUAAAUUUUGUUUGUAAAUUAUACAACGUAUUGAAAUUAAGUUAAACGAUACAUCAAGAUUAAAAUUCAAUAGGUUUCCGUUUAAUUUAAAUAUUACUAUCCGAAUUAGCAACGGCGGUUCUUCGUUUCAAAAAUGAAAUUAGAUAGGACAACUCUCUUCCAGAAAGUUUUCUUAGAAAUUUUAUGAAAGGUCAGGGUGCAUAUUCCUUUCUGAGAGUGAGAUUAGAAGAAUCACGCUUUAAAAAAUUGAAAAUAACAAUCAAAAUUCAAAUUCUCAGAAUCUUGACCGACACACCACUCAUCCGCAGUUUCAAACUUGCGACUCUAAUUAAAUUACCGAGGAUAUAAAUAAUGUAUCCAGAUACUUACGAGCGGUAGUGUGUAUCCGCAUAGCAGUAUUCAAUAGAAAGGACGCCGGAAUUGCCAUAAAUGUUUUGCGUGAAACUAAACACCGUGAAGCGUGUGUUUGAAAGCCACAGAAAUGAAAAAAUUGAAAUGAACAAACAGAUAAAUAAAAUAAGGAACACGCCGUAUGCAUAUUUCGUUUUACGUGAAGAAAUAUGAAUAUAUAUUCGAUGCGUUCGAUCGUUUCGUUUGCUCGAACGGAAUUUACUGCGAUAAAAAAGCAAUUGGCAGGGCAUUCUCGAGUGGGGUCGAGGCUAAACAUACCUCUAAUCUUAGGUAAAUUACUCUGCGAGAGAACCAAAUAGGGGGGGAAAAAAAAAAUAAUAAAAACCGUGAAAAAUACCGGGCUGGUGCUUGGACGAACCCAACGAUGUGGCACCAGCAAAAAUCGUGCAACAAACGUUUACAAAGAGG
Messenger RNA from Frieseomelitta varia, 4976 nucleotides. RefSeq lists its product as uncharacterized. NCBI's taxonomy places the organism in Eukaryota, Metazoa, Arthropoda, Insecta, Hymenoptera, Apidae. The record is from RefSeq and is a predicted model, not a curated record. Bases 1084 to 2493 code for a protein of 469 amino acids. The transcript has 7 exons.